UCCCACCCGGCUGUUGUGCGCGCGCGCACGCAGCCCAGCAGCCAACCAACCAACCAACCAACCAGCCAGCCUCCUCUCGCACGUUCCUUCCGUACUCGGUCCCUGGUUCUUUCUGGCGUGUGUGUGUGUGUGUGUGUGUGUGUUGGGGGGGGGUGGGGGCCGGAGGGGAGCGGAGGAUCGCUGUGCGGAGCGGAGGCUGAUGUGAAUCCUUCGGGUCCUGCCUGGAGCUGGUGGAAGGGGGAGGGGGGCUCGAGGAGGGGAGGAGGAGGAAGAGCAGCGCUGCUUCUGCCGCUUCCGUCAUCAUGGCUCACUCCCCUGUCCAGCAGCCUGGCCUGCCGGGGAUGCAGAAUUUGAAGGCAGAUCCAGAAGAACUCUUUACAAAACUGGAGAAGAUUGGCAAAGGUUCGUUUGGUGAAGUUUUUAAAGGCAUUGACAAUCGAACACAGAAAGUUGUUGCUAUAAAAAUCAUUGAUCUUGAAGAAGCUGAAGAUGAAAUAGAAGAUAUACAGCAAGAAAUAACAGUACUCAGUCAGUGUGACAGUCCAUAUGUCACCAAAUAUUAUGGGUCUUAUUUAAAGGACACAAAAUUAUGGAUAAUAAUGGAAUAUCUUGGUGGUGGAUCUGCCCUUGACCUUUUAGAACCAGGUUCACUUGAUGAAAUCCAGAUUGCUACAAUAUUAAGAGAGAUUCUGAAAGGACUUGAUUAUUUGCAUUCAGAAAAGAAAAUUCAUAGAGAUAUUAAAGCUGCUAAUGUGCUCCUCUCAGAACAAGGGGAAGUCAAGCUAGCAGACUUUGGUGUAGCUGGACAAUUAACUGAUACACAAAUAAAGAGAAAUACAUUUGUGGGCACACCAUUUUGGAUGGCACCAGAAGUAAUAAAGCAAUCUGCUUAUGAUUCAAAGGCAGAUAUAUGGUCCCUGGGCAUAACGGCCAUAGAGCUUGCAAAAGGAGAACCACCACAUUCUGAACUACAUCCAAUGAAAGUUUUAUUUCUGAUCCCAAAGAACAACCCACCAACGUUGGAAGGAAACUACAGCAAACCUUUAAAGGAGUUCGUUGAGGCCUGCUUGAACAAAGAUCCCAGCUUUAGACCAACGGCCAAAGAACUCCUGAAGCACAAAUUUAUAAUACGAAAUGCAAAGAAAACUUCCUACUUGACAGAUCUCAUUGACAGACAUAAAAGAUGGAAGGCCGAGCAGAAUCAUGAUAAUUCCAGCUCUGAAGAUUCAGAUGGUGAAACAGAUGAGCAGGCAUCAGGUGGCAGUGACUCGGGUGACUGGAUAUUCACGAUCCGAGAAAAAGAUCCGAAGAAUCUGGAGAACGGAGCGACCCAACUCCACGAGUGGGAAAGAAACAAGGAAAAUACCAUUCAAAGGCGCCCUGCAUCUCGAAGCUUAUCUACAAUUAUAUCGCCAUUAUUCACAGAGUUGAAAGAGAGAAGCCAAGCUUGUGGGGGAAACAUGGGCUCCAUAGAAGAACUGAGAGAGGCUAUUUAUUUAGCUGAAGAAGCUUGCCCGGGAAUUUCAGAUACCAUGGUGUCUGAGCUAGUACAGCGGCUUCAGAGGUACUCAGUAGCUGGAGGGAGCAGCUCAUCCCACUGAAGUCUGACCCUGUGGCCAUUUUUGCUACUUCAGUGGGGCGCCUGCAGGCACCUGUUCUCAGGCUGGUCUUCCACAAUUGGCAGGCAAUCACAUGGACAUUUCUGAAAGUGCAUCAACAGAAGAAGGUGUUUUAGCAAGAGCACUGUUUUUCAACUCUGUAUAGGUUUUUUUUAAAAAAAAUAAUGCACAUAUUCAAAGGAGGUAUCUUUAUACAUUUCUGAGAUGUAAAUUUAGGAUUUCAGUUAGGAACUAAAGCUAUUGUGAAAUCUCAGGUAUCUUGUGUUAAGUCAUUGGCCUUCAGCUCAAGGAUCCAUAGGUGGGUGGCAUUUCAAUCUGAAAUGUGUGCACUAGUGGCACUGCCACCAUUUUCUUUGUUUUAAGGUUUUGUUUUAAGAAAGAAAUGGAAGUCUGGAGUUCAGUCCCAUGUUCCACGUUUACAUUUAACAUGGAUUGGGGUUUAAAAGAAUUGAAGGCAACCUCUUUAAGUUAAAAAAAAAAUAUAUCUGUGAAUUGGAUGUAUUAUUGGCUCUGUGUACAAAUUUGUAUAUAGUCACUUUUUUACUGAAAUUUGCUUGACAUGCAUACGGAUUCCUCUGUACAAAUUGCCAAGAGCUUCUGUAGAUGAUACUAGUGAGGUAAAUAUUUUGACAGAUAGAUCAACUUAUUAUAGGCUUGUCUUUGUUUCUAUGAAAAUUUUAAAUUGUAUUAUAGCAGGGUUUGCUUGACCUUUGUUUAUAGGUCAGAAAUAAAGCCGUGCUAUAAAAAUCCAGUUUAUACCUCAGAUGCAGGUUUUUUUUUUGUGUUACACAGUAGCAUUUUUUUUUUUUUUGUUUCUAAUCAUGGUACGAAAUUGAUUGUUUUAAUUUAGGAUAUCAUAUUCUUUGCAGUUCUCUAGUUUUGCUUAUCUUCAUGGUUUUAUAUCUUGUUUAAAAUUGUGCCAAUCCAAAGUUUAAAUUUGUUUUUAAUAGUUUUCUUUUGGAAUUAAUGUUAACAUAUAACUGAAAAAGGCACUUUUUUAUAUGCUUCCUAGAAAUUCUGGAUAAAUAAUGGCAAUUUUGCAAAAUACUGGUUAUAAAAAGAAUUUUAAAAAUGCGAGCAACUUUAGUUACAAUCAUUGAAAUCAAUAUUUGGGCUUAGUUUAAUAUCUGAAAUUCUUUGUGUGGUAGAGGAAGAUAUAUGAAAUUUCGUUAAGAUCUAAAAUAGAAAACUACAGUUCACUUUAAUAGGUAAGAACUAGUACAGUAUAACUCUUAUCUAUUGUUAAAAUAACUACAUGAUAGAAAUCCCAUCUGAAUUUUUAUUUUGAGGUAUUUGGAGAAAAGUGGAAUAAAAAUGUAGUUAAAAGGUUGUGGUUAGUCAAGAAUUUUAGAAAGGGCUUGCUCUUUGUUGAUUUACAAUAAAUUAAUGCUUUCAAUAUUAUUACACUGUUUUGAUUUCAAUAUGAAAUCUGUAUUGUAAUCUUAAAAAAAUAAAUAACACAGUAACUCCAAAAGACAACUUGCUGUAGAAGAUUUAACCCUAUGACCAAGCCUUUGGUGAAAAUCUCCUUUCUAAUUUGUUUUGAGAAAAGUAUAAUAAUGGUAUAAAGGAUGGGCCCAUUGUGUCAAUGGAAAUGAACUCACUGAAUGUUUAGAACCUGUAAUAUCCUCUUAUCAAUGUAAAGAUUGAACAAUUUACUAAAUUGAGUGGAAAUAAUAUUUUACUGCCUUGUGUUUGAGUCAGCCAUGUUGCCAUCCCAUUAGAAUGGACGUGAUGUUAACUGGAUGGAUUUUGUAUUAGUCUCUACUCCAGUGUUUACAGUCUGUGAAAUGUAGCAUGAAGUAAGCUACACAUUGAAUUAGGGCGAGGUAGGUGAGAAAUCUCUCUCGAAUUUUCAGCUAAGCUUGUAUGCAGUCCCAGAUCUGGUAACCUUUUAAGAUUUUGGAUUGCAAGAAUGUUGACUGAAAGAUUUUGUUAAAUGGAAACCAAAAGGACCUCAAUGACUGGCUCUUUUAAAAUUAGUAAAUUAAUAUUUUGUCAGAGCUAUGUUCUUUUACAGACAUGGUUUUUCCAACAAACGCUUGUUUAUUUUAAAUCAGUUAAAAGAUUACUAUUUUGCCAGUUUGCUGUUUGAGCCAGUGCAGUUUAUUUAAAUAUCAGUUUAAUUGACUUAAUCCCAUAUAAAUUGUAAAUAUGCAGAAUUUCAAAAUGACAUCUUGUUUGGUAUAAAUGAAACAACUUGGUGAAAGCAAAUUGUCUUUGCAUUAUAUUGUAACCAAAUUUAAACUCUAAAACACCUUUUGUUGUUUCGAGUCCGUUUUUACUCUGUUUAACUUUACAAUACUGUUUAUUGAGCCUUUAAGUAUUGUUUUAGAACUGUCCUAAAAAAAUCCAGCAUUGCAGUGUUGUAUGUAUUCAGGAUUAGUCUUUGGGGGUUGAUAGCAGUUUCCUGCAUAUUAAAUAAGGUAAUAUUUCGUUUUACUAAAGGGCACCAAGAUUUGCUGGUGUAGAGUGGACAAAUUUCCCAUUUUUCAUAAUGAAAUUGCUAAACAAUCUGAAAGCAAGCCAAGUCUUUCAAACUGCAAAGGUUUUCUAUCUGGGUCUGUUGGGCCACUUUUUAACUAUUAAUUAGAAUAUAUAUUUCCAUUAUAGCCACACACUUGUAAAUGAACUCUUGAGACCACUGAUUUUUCUUGUGGAAUUGUGAGAAGUUGCUUCUGUUUACUCACAAUCAUUUAGGUGCCACCCUCCACCACCACCCCCCGAGUUCAUUGCACUGUAUUUUGAUUGAUUCUUGACCCUUACAGUAUAUGAAGCAUUUUGUAUGUUACAUAAUUUUCAGUAUUGAUAUUUUUGUAAUAGUUUAGAACCUAUUGAAGUUGCUUUCGAUAAUAGUGGAAUUUUGCAGCCAUUAGUGCAAACGGGGGUGUAUUGUAUAUUGGCUUAUAUAUGUAUCAAUGGAUGGAAGGAUUUAAUUUUGGAAGUUGAAAGAUGACAGGUAUGUUGGGAUACAAAGUCCUCAAUUCGGUUUCCUCCCUUAUAUAUAGGCAGUGAGCCAAAGCACAAACAUAAAACUAGAUUUCAUUGUAUCCUUGUCAAUCUGCUACUGAAUUGAAGUCAUAAAUAACACAAAAUGGCAAAGCAAUUAUUUUGGCAUUUUAAAGGCUUCCUGAUAUACUACUAUAAAUGUUCAUGUGCAGGAGUCCAUUUUAUCACACGAAUGAAAUUUUACUAGUCAGCAAUUAUUUAUUGGGGGUAUGGAAUGCUGUGAAAUACCUGUAGAAUGCAAAUAACUUAAUUUUGCAAAGUUACAUGUAGAAUUUGGUGGAUUUUCCAUCUAUUGAUUCCCCCCCCCCUUUGGCACCCAUAAUGUAUAUGGAUGUAUACAAAAUCUUAGUAACACUUGUGCACCUGACAAAGUAGAAGGUUAGUCCAGCAAUGUGGAAAGGAUUUGUUUCUUUGCUUUUCAUUUCCAAAAUUUAUAAAAUGAAUUAGCAAUGUAACUUAUGGCUCUUUCAUUAUGUCCAAACAAGUCAUUUCACACAGGGGUUUUAGGGUGGAAGGUGGAGGCUAUUCUAGCAAAGAUAUGUGCAUAUAUGAUGCAUAGAACAUUGAAAGUGCUUAAAUUAGCAUAUAAAAUCCUCCUUCCCAUUAUAUACACAACAUAAAGAGUAUAUAACACUGUACACUAGAAUACUUGUAAUAUUUCAGAAAAUUACACUAAGUAUCCCAGAAUAUUUCCUGGAAAGUUUUCAAUUCAAAACACUGUAGUAAAUCAAUCUCUCUGAUCUCUAAUCCAAUUUAUGCCAUAAUAAAUUGGUUAAGAUGUCACAAGACUUUAUUUUUGCUCUUUUUAGGUUAGCAUAGUUACUGUUGUACAUUAUGGUGAACUAGAAAUGUUCUUAGAGAUGUUUAAUUGUUAGAGCCAUAAAUCAACUUUAAAGGUCUUCAGAUUUAAAAUUAUUGAUACUAGAAAGAGAGCAGUAAUUGUAUACUUCUAUCAUCUAAUAACUUUUAGUAGAGUCUGAAUAUACAAAACAUCUACAUACUUGAGGAAUUCACAUUAGCUGGAUAAAAUAUUCUAAUUAUGAAUUGGAUGGUGUUUUUUUUUGUUUUUUUUUUUUUGAGAAGCAUAAAAUUAUGAUUUCCUUGCUAAAUUAUAGCAAAGGUCUAACUCUGGCCAACAGUUGCUUUUUGGAAAUGCACAACAUAGCAGUCUAAUAUCUGGCUUAUUUUUUUCAUAAGCAUCUGGGAAUGCCUUUUUAAAAUCUCUAUCCAUGGAGGUCCCAUUUUUAGCCAUCAAGUGACAUAUGCAAUGAAGACCUAUUCUUUGAUCAGGCUCUGUUUACUUCUGUAAUUCUGCUGUUUAUAACCUGUAUACAGUAUAUUUGCUUAUGUCAGAUAUCAACCUAUUCUCAAAACCUUGUAUGUUUCAUGACACAGAAAUAAAGAAAUACAACCAUUUUGAUAUGUCA
Pantherophis guttatus is the source of this 6055-nucleotide messenger RNA. It is a transcript of the gene STK24, whose product is annotated as serine/threonine kinase 24. The record is from RefSeq and is a predicted model, not a curated record. Gene Ontology annotation, molecular function: ATP binding; protein serine/threonine kinase activity. Gene Ontology annotation, cellular component: Golgi apparatus; cytoplasm. NCBI's taxonomy places the organism in Eukaryota, Metazoa, Chordata, Lepidosauria, Squamata, Colubridae. Gene Ontology annotation, biological process: protein phosphorylation; negative regulation of cell migration.